Thalassophryne amazonica is the source of this 1935-nucleotide messenger RNA. RefSeq names its product jumonji domain containing 4 (gene jmjd4). Lineage: Eukaryota; Metazoa; Chordata; Actinopteri; Batrachoidiformes; Batrachoididae. The record is from RefSeq and is a predicted model, not a curated record. The transcript has 6 exons. Gene Ontology annotation, molecular function: histone H4R3 demethylase activity; sequence-specific DNA binding. Gene Ontology annotation, biological process: positive regulation of translational termination; protein hydroxylation; negative regulation of gene expression. Gene Ontology annotation, cellular component: cytoplasm; nucleus. Bases 252 to 1547 code for a protein of 431 amino acids.
AAAAAAAAAAAAAAAAAGAACAAUCCAUGUUUAUUUCGGGGAUUUUAUUUGGAAAUAACAGCUCGGACUGAAGUUGUAUUAUUAACCGAAAUAAUGUGCAGUGUUAGAGAUAAAGUAGUCGAUGCCUCAACAGCGGCAGUUUCAUUUAACCGUUGUUUUAUGGGUUUUGCGUCGUGAUGCUAGUUUGUUAGCCGUCCUUUCUUGCUAGCCUAACACUGACAGCUAAUGUUACUAGCUGGUUAGCCGCUGUCAUGGACAGGGAGGCUUAUCAUAACUGCUGCAGCCUCGUCAAAAUCCCAAAGCAGUCCUACGAGCAGUUUUGGUCUUCACAUUUUGUCAAUUACAUCGACAAGGAGCUCAGUUAUUCUAAAUUCUUCAGAAAGUAUUUACUUCCCAAUCAUCCGUGUAUGUUUUCUAGGAGGUUUACUGAGGACUGGAAGUGUAGAAAACAAUGGGUGACUGAGGAGGGCAAACCUAAUUUCCAGAAACUGUUGCAAGAAUUUGAUGAGACUCCGGUUCCUGUUGCAAACUGCAAUGCAAAGGAGUACAAUGCAAACCCCAAACAAGUUAUGCCUUUCAAAGAAUUUGUACACUACUGGAAGGAGUACAUCCAGAAUGGCCACUCGUCACCUAAGGGAUGCCUUUAUCUUAAGGACUGGCACAUGUCAAGGGACUUUCCAGAACAUAAUGUUUACACUACACCAGUGUUCUUCUCCUCUGAUUGGCUGAAUGAAUACUGGGAUACACUUGAAGUGGAUGAUUACCGGUUUGUCUACAUGGGGCCCAAAGGUUCAUGGACUCCGUUCCAUGCCGAUGUGUUCCGCUCAUACAGUUGGUCUGCAAACAUCUGCGGCAGGAAGAAAUGGCUUCUGUAUCCACCAGGCCAAGAGGAGUUCUUACGAGAUUCGCACGGCAACCUCGCUUAUGAUGUGACCUCAUCUGAACUUCGAGACAGAGGCCUUUAUCCACACUCUGAGGAAGCUUGUCAACCUCUUGAAAUCAUUCAAGAGGCAGGUGAAAUCAUUUUCGUGCCCAGUGGUUGGCACCAUCAAGUUUAUAAUCUGGAGGAUACUAUUUCUGUUAAUCACAACUGGCUUAAUGGCUGUAAUAUUGACAUUAUGUGGCAGUUCCUUCAGAACGAGUUGUCAUCUGUCCAAAAAGAGAUAGACGAGUGGAGGGACACCAUGGACUCGUGGCAUCAGCACUGCCAGGUCAUCAUGAAGGCUAGUUCUGGCAUUGACUAUGGGGAAUUUGCUUCCUUUCUGAAAAUUAUUGCCGAAAACCGAAUUAGUUUCCUGAAUGCUUUCUCCUCUGGGGAUUCUGCCGAUUUUCCACGACAUCUGUCGGAUACACUCUCCACCCUUGGACCUUAUCACGCUGCCUUUGACCUACAAAGGGUUGCUCAUAUACUUGAAUGUCUACUGUGCAAUGAAGAUUUUAAGAGGCUUGAUCAUUCUGCACUGACCUUGCAGCCAGAAAGCAUGUUACAACAAAUCAGAGACAUCAUACUCUCCACCAGAGGGCAGCAUCUGCUUUAUCAAGAAUGAGAUACAAGAAGUGGCCUUUUAAAAAGUGCAUUUGUAUACUGAGCAGUGGUGGGCACAGCUAACGUCAGAGCUAGCUUUGGUAACCACAAAUCUGCUAAAACAUUUAGCUGAAGCUACUGCUAAUUUUUAAGCAUGCAGAGAUGGCGCAUGAUGCUGAAUGUCCCAGUUAUUAGGAAACCUCGUAUAGGAUUACACAUGUACAUUUGGAAUCAAUCAGAUGAGGUGCAUUGUUCAAUAAUGAUAUAAAGUCCAGUGUUAGUGGCUCUGUUGUUAACAUCCUGACAGAUAGCUGGUCCAAAAAUUCAUAGGAUGAGUAAACAGUGCAUGUUUAUGCUAUUAAUGUUGGAAUGAACUGGAUAGGAUGUUUAUAGUGUUGGAAGGAAAACAU